This is a messenger RNA of Akanthomyces muscarius, 387 nucleotides long. RefSeq lists its product as uncharacterized. Gene Ontology annotation, cellular component: Ctf18 RFC-like complex. The transcript is spliced from 2 exons. Lineage: Eukaryota; Fungi; Ascomycota; Sordariomycetes; Hypocreales; Cordycipitaceae. The coding region runs from base 1 to 387 and encodes 128 amino acids. Gene Ontology annotation, biological process: mitotic sister chromatid cohesion. The record is from RefSeq and is a predicted model, not a curated record.
AUGUCGAGCCAAAACGACGGUCUGCCUUUCUACAGCGUCCCUGACAGCUCAGGUUUCCGCCUCAUCGAGCUCCCUCCCGAGAUCGAGGCGCUGCUCGAAGGCCCCAGCCCGCCAGUGCUCUACCUGGAGCCCGGCGCCGAUGACAUGGCCACUCUGCGGAGCCCGGAGCACACCUACAACAUCAGACAGAAGAACACCUCCAACGGCAUGUUUCUCAUCAAACCCUGCGCGCCGGACGCGGCCUCGGCUCAACAAGGCGUCGCCGCCAUCGCCACGAUCAAAGAGACGGUCGAGCUAGAGCGCAUAAACAAAAUGAUCAUCAUGGACCGCAACCCAAAUACAAAAAAUGUUGGCAAGUGGCACGAGAAAUUCGGUCGCUCGCGGUAG